This is a messenger RNA of Odocoileus virginianus texanus, 5806 nucleotides long. It is a transcript of the gene STARD13, whose product is annotated as StAR related lipid transfer domain containing 13. NCBI's taxonomy places the organism in Eukaryota, Metazoa, Chordata, Mammalia, Artiodactyla, Cervidae. Gene Ontology annotation, biological process: regulation of Rho protein signal transduction; signal transduction; actin cytoskeleton organization. The record is from RefSeq and is a predicted model, not a curated record. Gene Ontology annotation, molecular function: lipid binding; GTPase activator activity; protein binding.
CACUCCUUUUUUUCUUUUUUUUAAAAAUCGCUGGGUCUGUUGAGCUCUACCGGGCUGGGUGCCUCGCUCAGUGACUGAGGCUGGAGGCAGACGGAAACCGCCACAAGGGCAGACUGAGGGGGCAGAAGAAAGUCUGCCGGGAUGUUGAGUCAGGGACCCCGGACCCCAGCUUCAGGUUGCUACUAUCUAAAUGCCAUGACACCUGAGGGCCAGGAGAUGUAUUUGCGAUUUGAUCAGACUACGAGACGCUCUCCUUACAGGAUGAGCCGGAUUCUAGCACGCCAUCAGCUAGUGACUAAAAUUCAACAAGAAAUCGAGGCGAAGGAAGCAUGUGACUGGCUCCGCGCUGCUGGCUUCCCGCAGUACGCUCAGCUAUACGAGGAUUCGCAAUUUCCCAUCAACAUUGUGGCUGUCAAGAACGAUCAUGAUUUUCUUGAAAAGGACCUUGUAGAACCUCUUUACAGACGACUAAAUACAUUGAACAAGUGUGCCUCAAUGAAACUUGAUGUGAACUUCCAAAGGAAAAAGGGUGACGACUCCGAUGAGGAAGAUCUCUGCCUCAGCAACAAAUGGACUUUCCAAAGAACCAGCCGCCGGUGGUCUCGCGUGGACGACCUCCACACACUGUUUCCUGGAGGAGACAGAAAUGGGUUGUCGGGAGACAUUAGGAUGAGAAACACGACCAGCAGUGAAAGCGUCCUCACGGAUCUGAGCGAGCCCGAGGUCUGCUCCAUUCACAGCGAAAGCAGCGGCGGGAGCGACGGCCGCAGCCAGCUGGGCGGGCACGGCGCCGGCCAGGAGGCCUUCGAGGGCCCCGGGCAGUACUGCGCCGACGGCCCGGUCAUGCUGGACGCCGCACUGGUGGGCCAUAGCCUCCUGCCAUCCCCCAAAGACGGGCUCCAGCACCCUUUGCACCCAAAGAAUGAGAAGCCCAGCCGGGUCAGAGCCAAGUCGUUCCUGAAACGCAUGGAAACGCUGCGAGGGAAAGGCGCGCAGGGGAGGCACAAGGGGCGGACCGGGGGCCUGGUGAUCAGCGGUCCCGUGCUGCAGCAGGAGCCCGAGUCCUUCAAGGCCAUGCAGUGCGUCCAGAUCCCAAACGGACACCUCCAGAACUCGCCCCCCGCCACCGGCACUGCCGGGCUUCCUGGCCCCACCAAGUGGGGUGCUGAGGGCAGCCCCUCAGAGAAUAGCAGCACUGGGGGGAGCACGCUUGGCCUGAAGGAGCGGAGGUGCCAGGAGGCCCACAAGCGCGGGGGCAUGUACCUCGAAGACCUGGACGUGCUUUCGGGGACAGCGCUGCGGGACUCGGGGGACCGAAACCACCACGCGCAUGAGUUUCACUCCCAAGAGAACUUGGUGGUGCAUGUCCCCAAGGACCACAAGCCAGGAACCUUCCCCAAGGCACUCUCUAUCGAGAGCCUCUCGCCAACAGACAACAGCCACGGGGCGAACUGGAGGACUGGGAGCAUCUCCCUGGGCAGACAGCCCAGCCCGGGGGCCAGAGAGCCCAGGCUCAUGGGGUCCUGCCACAGGGCAAGUCGGGUCAGCAUCUACGACAACGUCCCCGGCUCCCACCUGUACGCCAGCACCGGGGACCUUCUGGACUUGGAGAAGGAUGACCUCUUCCCUCACCUGGAUGACAUCCUCCAUCAUGUCAACGGGCUCCAGGAGGUAGUGGAUGACUGGUCCAGAAACAUGUUACCCGAACCACAGACACACAGCGCCGGAGAGGCUGGCUUCUCCCCUUUCCCCUCUCCCAAUCAGAUCACCUUGGAUUUCGAAGGCAACUCUGUCUCCGAAGGUCGGACCACACCCAGUGACGUGGAAAGAGACGGAGCGUCUCUUACUGAGUCAGAGGCCGCUGGGGUCAGAGAAAGGAGGGACUCGGGAGUAGGGGCCUCUCUGACCAGGCCAAACAGGCGACUCCGGUGGAACAGCUUCCAGCUCUCACACCAGCCGCAGCCAUCUACGGCGUCACCCCACAUCAGCGGACAGACAGCCGGCCAGCUGAACCUGCUCCAGCGCUUCUCGCUGCUCCGCCUCACGGCCAUCAUGGAGAAGCACUCCAUGUCCAACAAGCAUGGCUGGACGUGCCUCUCCCCGCAGUGUGCUCCACGAGGCGUGCAUGACCUGGUUUCUGUGAAUUCUAGGGCAGUUCCAAAGUUCAUGAAGAGGAUGAAAGUUCCCGAUUAUCGAGACAAGAUGGUCUUUGGCGUUCCCCUCAUCGUUCACGUCCAGAGAACUGGGCAGCCUCUGCCACAGAGCAUCCAGCAAGCGCUGAGGUAUCUACGCAGCAACUGCCUCGAUCAGGUGGGUCUUUUUCGAAAAUCAGGUGUGAAAUCUCGAAUACAUGCCUUACGUCAAAUGAAUGAGAACUUCCCUGAGAAUGUCAGCUAUGAGGACCAGUCCGCUUACGACGUAGCAGACAUGGUGAAGCAGUUCUUCCGGGACCUUCCCGAGCCUCUUUUCACCAACAAGCUCAGUGAGACCUUCCUCCACAUCUACCAGUAUGUCCCCAAGGAGCAGCGGCUGCAGGCAGUGCAGGCGGCCAUCCUGCUGCUUGCUGAUGAGAGCCGAGAGGUGUUGCAGACGCUGCUGUGCUUCCUCAACGACGUGGUCCAUGCGGUGGAAGAGAAUCAGAUGACGGCCAUGAACUUGGCCGUGUGUCUGGCCCCCUCCCUCUUCCACCUGAAUUUACUGAAGAAAGAAAGCUCCCCCAGAGUCAUCCAGAAAAAAUAUGCGGCCGGGAAGCCAGAUCAAAAGGACCUCAGUGAGAAUCUGGCUGCGGCUCAGGGCCUGGCCCACAUGAUCAUGGAAUGUGACAGACUUUUUGAGGUCCCGCUCGAGAUGGUGGCCCAGUCUCAUAAUUCGUAUGUGGAGGCUGAGAUCCACCCGCCAACUCUGGAAGAGCUGGGAGCCCAGCUGGAGGACACCGGGGCCACUUUCCACACGUACCUGGAACACCUCGUGCAGGGCCUCCAGAAGGAAGCCAAGGAGAAGUUCAGAGGAUGGGUCACGUGUCCCAGCACAGACAACACAGAGCUGGCCUUCAGAAAGGUGGGAGACGGGCCCCCGCUGAGGCUGUGGAAGGCCUCCGCGGAGGUGGAGGCGCCCCCCUCGGUGGUUCUGAACCGCGUGCUGAGGGAGCGCCACCUGUGGGACGAGGACUUCGUGCAGUGGAAGGUGGUGGAAACGCUGGACAAACAGACGGAAGUCUAUCAGUACGUGCUGAACAGCAUGGCGCCCCACCCCUCCCGGGACUUCGUGGUUCUCAGAACCUGGAAGACUGACUUGCCCAAAGGAAUGUGUGCCCUCGUGUCCCUGUCCGUGGAACACGAGGAAGCCCAGCUCAUGGGCGGCGUGCGGGCUGUGGUGAUGGACUCUCAGUACUUGAUAGAGCCGUGUGGUUCGGGCAAGUCGCGGCUGACCCACAUCUGCAGGGUGGACCUGAGAGGUCACUCCCCAGAAUGGUACAAUAAAGGCUUUGGACACCUGUGUGCGGCGGAAGUUGCCAGGAUUAGAAACUCUUUUCAGCCCCUCAUUGCUGAGGGUCCAGAAACUAAAAUCUGAGUUUUCCCAAGUGUGACAUCAAACUCAGGGAAGAGGAAGCAGAAGCAAACAAUUGUGGGAGAGAGUGUGAGAGUGAGAAAGCGAGAGAGAGAGAGAAACCGAUUGACAAAGUUAAUGCUCAAAAGCAGAAGCACUGAGAAGUCGGAAUGUCAAAGAUGCAAGAAUUUCUGAGAACUUUUCCUAGCCUUCCUGGAGACGGCUACAUCCCUACUAAUAUAAUAUUUUUAAAAAUCAGAACAUUUAUCUAUGUUACUUAAGAUUAAAUGGAUUAUUCCUUGUGCAUUUGCUAAUUUUGCUAUUUAAAGGCUUCUAAGAAGCAUUAUCAUUAACUGUAAAUAAAUGUAUGUAUAGCAUAUGUACAUAUGUGUGUAUAUCUCUAUCUUUACUGUAUAUAUGUAAAAUAUCAACUUUAUAUAUAAUUGCGUAUUUUGAAAAGGAAUGCAUCUGACCAGGUGAGUCCCUUCCCCACAUGGUUCUUUCCGAGUCUCUCUGGGCCCUGUGUCCCCACUGCCCUGUAAGCUGAGCAGAAUCUGCUGCUGACACCAAAGUGUGAAAACAAGUUGUCCGCCCUGAUGUUUUACCAAAGAUUAGCCAACCAAAGGAAAACACAUUAAAUGGUUCUCACGUCUUGUCAGUUUGUAUCAUUCAAAACCUGAAAGUGGGGUGUUGGAUAAAGCAAGGAAAAUAAUAGCCCUCUUUAAAGCAGAGAAGUGGGUGAGCAGUCGUUACCAGAUUUAAGACUAUCUUACCAGUUGCCAUGGGGCCGGCAGAUACAGUUUCAGUGAAAUGCCAGACGCCCAUGGACCACUGGAGUCAGCGCCAGUGACUGAAACAGAACCUGUAUUUCCCUGCUGAUUAGAGCUGAAUAUAAUAGCCUUGGCAUAUUCACAGCCAAAGGGAGCCUCUGUGUUUUGUUGAGGUUUCAUAGAUACAUUGCAUAAUGUUCUUAAAUGUCAUUCUGUUUGACCAGUGGCCUAUUUAACGGUCACAGUUAAUUGACAUUUUCUUACCAACGUCUUGCACUGAAUUUAACUCUGGACACCAGAUAAAGGGAGAUGCUGGUCACUGAAGAGUCCUGGACCCUUACAGCUUCAGGGAGUUCUAAUAUUGCUACGUAUGAUGCUCUUAAGAUAUUACUCGUUAAAGUUCCGCAAUAUGAAAGACAGGGUUUUAAACUAACAUUAAGACCAAAACUGUGUUCUUCAAUUAGCUUUAGAAAAUAUAAACAGGUUUGUUAAGUCCAUGUUUCUUCAUUAGUCAGUCAAGCUAGCUAUGCAUUUGACUGAACCUUAUUUAUUAUUGUAUGGACUAAGCAAAUUGACUAUCCUUAACCAAUUGCUGAUGGAUUUUAAGUUGGGUUUUUUUAAUUGUAAUUCAGCAACUCUAGAGAGGAAGAUAAUUUAUUGUGUUUGAUUUCAGGGAGAGAUUGGUAUCAUAAUUUAGCAAUUGGUGUUGGAGGGGAAAAAAACAGUGUUUUCUUUUUAUAUUGUAUGUUUAUGUAAUGUUUUCUUUUAUCAGCGAUGUGCAAUUCUUUUAUUGAGAGGAAUAAAAAUGCUAUAAAUGAGUUCUGGAUGGUACGAGUAAAAUCAUACUGUCUGAAUUGUAAUCGAGGAAUUUGUUUUGUUCCCUUGCCUACCGAAGAAGGUGGCGGCAAACCCGUAGUUUUCCAUUUGCGCACUGCUCUGCGAGCAAAACAAAUCCACAUCCUAAAUUUAACCACACAUGCCAGAUUACAGACAGGAUUGUUAGUGAAUUUUAAUUUAGCUUAAUGCUGGUCCCACUCCAGAGAUGGGCUCGCGUGUUUUCAGGAGGUGUGACGGGCACAAAGGAUGACCGGUGUCGGGUCACCGAGAGCAGGGUUUUCCAGCCUUAGCAGCACACGGAUCACCUGGAGAUCUUGUUCCAAUGAGCCUCUGAUUCAGGUAGUCUCAGGCAGGCCUGAGAUUCUGGAUUCUGAACCAGCUUCAGGGCAAAGACCACAGCCUGAGAAGCCGAGAUCUAGAGGACACUUAGAAUAAAAACAACGUGAUUUGAUUUCUGACUCCCUUUUUCUUCAAAUUACCUUUUUAUUUUUUAUGCACAUACUAAGUACACCCCUGCUGCCUACAACACAGUGCAUCUUAAAAAAAAACAAAAAAAGAGGAGAAAGAUGCAUCAAGCUUGUUGUCAAAUACCACAGUAUUUUAUGCAUUGUUAUCUUGCCAAUGGAAAUAAAAUAUACUGCCUUUAAAUAAUA